Molecule: messenger RNA, 498 nt
Organism: Plasmodium yoelii
Lineage: Eukaryota; Apicomplexa; Aconoidasida; Haemosporida; Plasmodiidae
Product: secreted ookinete adhesive protein, putative
Exons: 1
Coding region: 1-498 (165 amino acids)
Source: RefSeq, a predicted model, not a curated record
AUGAAAAGAAUAUUACUUUUUUUAAUUCCUCUCCUUUUCUUAAUAAUAAAAAUUGAAGGAGCAAGAAAAAAUUCCAUAAGAAAUGUAGUAAGCGCAUAUCCCCAUAAUAAUAAUGUAAAGAAUUUUUCAGCAGCAGAAAUAUUUGGACCCAAAACAACAGGCCAAGAGUGUGUAAAAUGUCUACCAGAAAAUUUUUGUGAGUGUGAAUGUAGUUGUAAAAAUAAAACAGGUUUUUCAAUGAAAUAUAGAAAUGCUAGUAAAGGAUACAAAUAUUUGGAUGGCGAUGGCAGUAAUCCAUUGACCGACGUUAAGGCAUCUUCACGAUCCGAUAAUAACCAACGACACAGUCUUAAUGCCGCCGCACAAGCAAAGGGACUAAAAGCAGCAACAAAAUCUGAUAAUAAUGACAUUGAUAAUGGACCAGUAGAAUGUUUCUCUUCCUGUAAAAGUGUAACAGGAGUUCAGACCGAAGAAUGUAGCUGUUCAUGUUAUUGUUAA